Messenger RNA from Heterotrigona itama, 1509 nucleotides. Lineage: Eukaryota; Metazoa; Arthropoda; Insecta; Hymenoptera; Apidae. The record is from the annotation of a GenBank genome assembly.
UAUAUAUAUAUAUAUAUAAAUUUACCGCCCUGGAGAUGAGGCAAAUGAAGUUAUUUGGUAUUUGACCAAACUUCCUCGAAUUGAUAUCGUGUAUAUUUCGAAUAUGAGUCUGCCAUUUUUUCACCGAUCCGAUGCAAUCUGUCGGUCGAACAUGUUAGUGAUAAUUAUUUUAAGAUAACCUCUUAGCGAUUAAAUAAAAGAAGUGAUGAAACCUUAGGACAAUAAGACGCGUGAAAGAGGCAGGAAAUAAGUUCUUUCGUUUAGUCAAAUCGUGAGAUGUAAAAUUAUUGGGCAUGAAAUAUUUGCGAGAACUUAGUUUGACGAUUACUUCGUAGCGUGUUAUCACGAAGUUGGUAACACUUGGAAGUUAAUGACCAAUAAAUAUGAUGAUUAUUUAAAAAUGGAAAAUAGAGAGCUGUUGCGAUCUUUUUCUUCUAUGCGAAGCAGAAAUUACAUUACGAGAAAUUAAUGCGAGAAGUUUGAACAAAUCAACUGGUUACUUUCGUCAUUCUGGUCAAUCAUUAUUCUCGUAUGCUUCUAAUUUCUAUUUUUGAUAAUUAAUGUUCAAGCGGAGAGGGCGAGCAACAAUAGUGUUCCGUUCGCGCUUUUUGUUUGUAAUUCUAUCUGAUGCGCAUGCGCAACAGUUGACGCCAUCUAUAUAAUAGCAAGUAAAUGACUGUGAGUGACGUAGUGCAAACGUUUGCAAAGUUGGGGGUGGAUCGUAGCGUGCGUGCAGAAUUUAUAUCUUCUUUUUUUUCAACAUUUCUGACCGAAAAGACUUUUGAUUUUUAUUCAGUUGAGUAAUACCUCGUGUCUAUUACCCGAACUAUAAGAAAAUUUCAUUGAAAUGUCGAUUGGAGUACCGAUAAAAGUACUCCACGAAGCGGAGGGACAUACCAUAACCUGUGAAACAAACACUGGCGAGGUAUAUCGCGGCAAAUUGAUAGAAGCCGAAGAUAAUAUGAACUGUCAAAUGCAGAAUAUCACUGUAACGUACAGGGACGGCCGAGAAGCGCAAUUAGAAAACGUUUAUAUCAGAGGUUCAAAAAUUAGAUUCCUUAUAUUACCGGACAUGUUGAAAAAUGCGCCAAUGUUUAAGAGACCGGGCGGGAAAGGCUCAGGAACUGCCGGCAGAGGGAAAUCUGCGAUUUUACGUGCACAAGCUCGUGGAAGAGGUAGAGGACAGAACCAAAGAGGUAGAGGCACAGGCUCUGCACCUUGGUUGAAUCAACAGAAUCAACCAGGAGGAUCCCAGACAGGAAGAGGACGAGGUUAAAAUGUACAACAGAAAACGUACAUUAAGAAGAACAUAGAUUAAGGAAAAGAUGAUGGACGUACGACCAAUCUUUGUAUACACACGUACAAGCGUGCGUGAAAGAUAUUUCUUUCAUUCUGAUUAGAUACAAAAGUAUUAAAGUAAACGAAUAAACCAUUUUUCCACACGUAACUUCCAAGAUAUGUUCUCAUUGUAUUUUUAUACAUUUCCCACAAUAAAAAAAGUUGCAAUAA